GUGUCUCCGGAGCAGGUGAUCCUGUCCCACAGCCCGCUGCGGCUCUUCAGCCAGUUCCACCAGAAGUGCAUGCUGGUGGCCGGGCAGGGGCCCGUGGAGGAGAACGCCCAGAACCUGGGGUUCAGGCAUGUGGUCACCAUAGAGGCACUGAGGAAGGCAUAUCCCCUGUUAGACAUGGUGGAUCACAGCCGGAGGCCAAAGGAGUUGCCUCCUCCAACCACUGGCUUCCCCACUAUAGAAGGGGUGAUUCUGUUUGGUGAGCCAGUGAGGUGGGAGACAAGCCUGCAACUUAUUAUUGACGUACUCUUGAGCAACGGGAACCCUGGGGCAGAGCUGCGAGAUAUACCAUACCCCCAUCUGCCUGUCCUUGCCUGCAACAUGGAUCUCCUGUGGAUGGCUGAAGCCAAGAUGCCCAGGUUUGGCCAUGGCACUUUCCUUCUCUGCUUGGAGAACAUCUACAAGAAAGUGACAGGCCGGGACCUGAAGUACGAGGCCUUGAUUGGCAAACCCAGCACAGUCACCUACCGCUAUGCCGAAUACUUGAUAAAAGAGCAGGCAAAGAAACAGGGCUGGAAGUCUCCCAUCCGACGCCUCUAUGCAGUUGGGGAUAACCCUAUGUCUGAUAUCUAUGGGGCAAACCUCUACCACAACCACCUCAAGUCAGCUCACCAGAACCAGGUCCAGGCUGGCGUGAAGAGGAGCCUGCAGGCAGCCAGUCCCCAAACUGAGGAUCACGUUGAGCUGAGGAGGGACUGCAACAGUUCAGUGGAGAGCUGCGAGUCGAUUCUGGUCUGCACUGGGGUCUACCGCCACAACGCAGAUGUUCCCAGUAACACGGAGGAGUGCACAAUGGAGGCAGUAUUCCAUGGCCAUCGGGACUUCUGCUUUGAUCCCAGCCUGGUGGAGGCAUCUUACAUAGUGCAGGAUGUGAAUGAUGCUGUGCAGCUUGCUUUCAAGAGGGAGAACUGGAGCUAG
Pelecanus crispus (Dalmatian pelican) is the source of this 975-nucleotide messenger RNA. The record is from RefSeq and is a predicted model, not a curated record. NCBI's taxonomy places the organism in Eukaryota, Metazoa, Chordata, Aves, Pelecaniformes, Pelecanidae.